AUGGAUAACGGUAAACAGUAUACAAUGGCAUUAGUAUUAUAUCAAGAAGGUGUACAAAUACUCAUUGACUCUAUGAAAGAUCCAAUUAGGCAAAAACAUUUUGCUACCAAGACAUCACAAUAUUUGGACAGAGCAGAAAAAAUAAAAAUUUUAAUUGACCAUCAAAAGGCAAUUGGUACAUACAGAGAAUUAAUUAAAAUUGAAACUGGUAGUACUGGAUAUGGCUAUGGUACUGUUUUUGGAAGAUUUUUAGAUGCAUCAGUUACAUAUAUUAACAUUGAAGAUCCUUAUAUAAGAGCAUUUCAUCAGUGUCAAAAUUUGGUAAGAUUUUGUGAAUUGGCUGUGAGAAAGUGUCAUGCAUUGUCUAAGAUAUCUUUAAUUACAACUUUUGCUCCAGAUGACAAGCAAAAUCAAAUAGCGAGAUUGGUGGAAUUAAAACAAAGUUUAUCAUCUCAUCUUAUUACUUUUGAAUUUAAAUUUUCUGAUAGUUUACAUGAUAGACAAAUAAUAUUUAGCAAUGGAUGGGUGAUUAAGAUUGGCCGUGGGUUAGAUUAUUUCAAAGCACCUAAUGGAAAGUUUAUGUUAGGUGCUUGUGAUCUUGAACUAAGACCUUGUUUAGAAACGACUAUAGAUAUAUUUCACAAAAAUCAAUUAAAUAGCAAUUAA
Molecule: messenger RNA, 666 nt
Organism: Eufriesea mexicana
Lineage: Eukaryota; Metazoa; Arthropoda; Insecta; Hymenoptera; Apidae
Product: MIT domain-containing protein 1
Exons: 4
Coding region: 1-666 (221 amino acids)
Source: RefSeq, a predicted model, not a curated record